Molecule: messenger RNA, 945 nt
Organism: Mollisia scopiformis
Lineage: Eukaryota; Fungi; Ascomycota; Leotiomycetes; Helotiales; Mollisiaceae
Exons: 4
Coding region: 219-935 (238 amino acids)
Biological process (GO): mycotoxin biosynthetic process
Source: RefSeq, a predicted model, not a curated record
GGCAUGGUUAUCGGGAUGCUUAUGUCCGUUCUUGGAGAUGCUUGGUUAGUGAUGGCGAGGUGGGAUGGGAAAAGGCCGCCUCUGAUCAGCCUCUGUUGGAUGUUGGAUAGGCUGUUUGAGGCUUCUCAGAGUCCUGAAAUGUUCUUGUUCUGUGAUGUUGUAAUAUCUUCUUUCUUAUUCAAGUUCGUCUGAUCUUUUGAGAAGAGAUAUCUGUUCCAAUGCCUCUCUCGAAGAAUUUCGAAACUUCUCAGCAAACGGGCUACCAGAAACUUGUCGAUGAAGAAUCUGUCGAGUAUGAUAAGACAGAGUAUUCGAGUCAGCUGUCUUCUCGACAUGGGCUGUUGAGCUAUCGAGUCGGGUUUUGGGUUCUGUCUGUGCUGUAUAUUUUGACUGCUGCAUUAUGGUUCACUGUCUUGCCUUCAGACUCGAGUCCGAAUAUAGCGACAUAUGGCAUAAUCGACAUUCCUUUCGACGAUGUGGUCUUCAUGCCAGAUCCAGCUUUCGAGACUGCGGCGGAUAGCAUGUCAGAAGAUGAUCCAUGGAGCAGAUUAGAACCAGCGGGACGAGGGUUCAUCGAAGUCCCUGUCGAAGUCGCUCUUCCGGAUGGGGGAACUGCAAUAGAGAAGCAAUACUAUUGCAUCUCAAUGUUCCAUCAACUUCACUGCAUCGCAAGCCUAAAAGCAGCUUUCGGCAGCCUGAUGAACAUAUCGCACGAUUCAGACGGGCAUCUGGUGCAUCUCGACCACUGUUUCGACUACUUGCGACAAGCGGUGAUGUGUGCAGGAGAUAUGACGCUUGAACCAGCGGUGGAAUACCCAGAGAUAGGAAGGAAAGGAGUAGCGGGAUGGGGCGUUGAACAUAAAUGCAGGAAUUUUCAAGCGAUGAAGGACUUUGCGGAAGAACAUACAUAUAUCAACAGUACUGGAAUAUUAUAGACAUCAUUAC